AUUAUUGUCAUACUGACAUCCAAUAUAACAUUACGUAACGAUUUCAGGUUGUUAUAAAAACAUUUUCUAAUAUUUAUUAAGAUAUAAGCUUUUAUCUAGUAAUAAAUAGCAUAGCAGCUGCUAAGAUGCUUACCAAGGCACAGAAGGAGCAAGACGCCAUGUUGCGUGCAUUUCGUGCCAAGUGCCGCUUCCGGGCGCUGGUGCGACAGGCCCGGGCCAACUCCUACUGGCUCAUGGAGUGUGAAGACAGCUACGACGGAGUCGACGACGUGAAGCGAAGAGUGGAGCAGGCGGUGCGAGCUGUGCGGGCUGUGAAGACGAAGAAGCAUCGGCUGACCAUAACUGACAAAGUAUUACUCUGCAAACCAGCUGAAGAGAGAACGGUGGCAGAGCAACAAUAUUUGAACAGAAUCAUUGGCGGACUAAAAUGCUUCAAGCGGUAUCCAGAUGAGGUGAAAAAGAAGCUCGCAGCAGUGACCUACUUCAAAUACUACGGCCCCGGGCGGGUCAUAGUCCGACAACACCAAGAGGCGCACGCACUCUACUUCAUCGUGACUGGUGACGUCACAGUGAGUCUGGUGUCAUGGGAUGAGCUGCUGAAGGCACCUCAGUCCACAGAUGUGGGCACUAUGCACCCUGGAGACAUGUUUGGGGAAGUGUCGUUGCUGCAUAACAUUCCUAGGACUGCUACGUGCACUACUGUAGGUCAUUGUGAACUGUUGGUGUUGAUGAAGGAAGACUUCAAAAAUGUUCUGCAGGAAUCUGUGCAGAAGCAAUGGGACAGUGUUAAAAAGGCGAUGUCCCAGUUUACUUACUUUGAUGGACUGGAUGAGGUAGCGAGACGCGAGGGCUGUAUCAUGGCGAAGAUGAAGACUUUUCAACCCAACGAUGUAAUUCUCGGCGAUGGGAUCGGCAUGACUAACUUCGUGUACUUUGUGCUCUCGGGACAUUGCGAGAUGAUCGAGUCUUUGCAGAUAUCCGCAGUGAAAUAUCGGGAUUCUGUCAGAUAUUCAUUGUACGAUCCUUACAUACCAACGCAAGAAAGUGAUCAAGAUUUUGAAGCCAAAUAUUUUUCAGCGUAUAAAAACAAGGAAGCCGUCUCUCAGGAAACUGAAAGUGAAAGUUCUACGAAUGUUUCAAGUUUAAGUGCGCCUUUACAAGUGACGCCCACUCGUCUCUCGUCGAGCCACAAUCCGGAUAGUAAAUUAGUUCGUCAGAGCAGUAAAAUAAGUGAUGACGCUGAUAAAAAUACGAUAGACAGGGCGGACCCUGAAAGCACUGAUGAUGCUACGAAAGGCGUCCCGCCUAAUCUCCGAACUUACUUUAUGAAGGUUUGCGAGAUGAGUGCCGGAGCCACAUUCGGGUUCGGCGAGAGCAUGCGCGACCGCCGCGUGGUGGCCGCCGCGCGCGUCGCCUGCAUGCUGCUGCCCAAGGUGUGGCUGCUGCAGAAGAACACCACUAAUAUCUGGACGAGAGUGCAGCGUUACCUGGAACGGAAGAUACCAACAAAGAGGCAACUCUUCAACGAGUUCGUGUCAGCGCGGCGGUGGCAGAAAUACCGGGAGCAGGUGGUCAGUGAAGUCACCAGUCGCACCAACACCAUCAACUUUACCUCCAUACACGACGUGCCUUACUACGUGAGGAUGGCCGAAAUGACUGAUUCGUGUGUUUAGUUUUACCUACUGCUUGUUUCGUGGAACAUUCCUUCUCGUGAUGAAGCGAGUGUUUAUAAUAAUAUAUUAUGUUGUAGAGUUAAGACCUCUAUUUGAAUGGUCGUUUAUUAUGAUUUUUAAGUUUCGUAAUAGGUAUGUUAUCUUAUUGUACUG
Molecule: messenger RNA, 1826 nt
Organism: Plutella xylostella (diamondback moth)
Lineage: Eukaryota; Metazoa; Arthropoda; Insecta; Lepidoptera; Plutellidae
Source: RefSeq, a predicted model, not a curated record